Messenger RNA from Coprinopsis cinerea okayama7#130, 378 nucleotides. RefSeq lists its product as hypothetical. The transcript has a single exon. The record is from RefSeq and is a predicted model, not a curated record. The coding region runs from base 1 to 378 and encodes 125 amino acids. Lineage: Eukaryota; Fungi; Basidiomycota; Agaricomycetes; Agaricales; Psathyrellaceae.
AUGUCCGCACAAGCCCGCGCCCGACUGACCGCCCUCUUCCCGGCGCUCAUGAUCGCAGCGGCAGCAUACAGCGCCUCCGACCCCGAUACCCACUCCCGAAAACCGCCCGCACACGUUCUCAAUCGGAAUACCAACCACCACCAGCAGAAACGAAGGGGGAAUCAGAGCAACGGCAACAACCCCUUGCCUCAACCGAAUCCGCAGUGGGGAUCUAGCUCGUCUGGUACGAGCAGUUUCAAGAGGAAUGGGGGGAUGGAGAGCAGGAAGAGUGGGAGUGAUAACUGGACGAUAGGCCUUGAUUCUGGCUACCGGUUCUCGAGUUUCCGGUGUGCUUGUGGACGGUGUUCGAUGGAUCGACCGCCUACUUAUCGACUGUGA